Molecule: messenger RNA, 3554 nt
Organism: Cylas formicarius (sweet potato weevil)
Lineage: Eukaryota; Metazoa; Arthropoda; Insecta; Coleoptera; Brentidae
Product: UDP-glycosyltransferase UGT5-like
Exons: 4
Coding region: 70-1602 (510 amino acids)
Molecular function (GO): UDP-glycosyltransferase activity
Source: RefSeq, a predicted model, not a curated record
AAUAUAUUGUUGAUAUCGUCAACUCAAACGUGCGUGAUAACUAUUUUGCUACAUCUAUUGGGUUCGAAUAUGAUUAGAUUUAUAAUUAUUUUCGUGCUGUUUUUUGUGUCAUGUGGCUAUUGUGCGAACGUUUUAAUCAUUUUCCCUAUGCCGGGAAAAAGCCAUUACAUACUGGGAAAUGGUUUAGCAAAGGGUUUGGCGAAACACGGAUUCAACGUGACUCUCGUGAGCCCGUUUGAGGAAAAACACCUGCCGGAAAACUAUAAUCAAAUUGUUUUGGAUGGGAUUCUGAAAAAGAUGGAAGAGCAAUUUCGCAAAAGUGUAAACGUAUUUGAAUUCGGUGACGCGUCGCCAAUACUUCAAGCAUUAUUUAUGAACAGUUGGUCAGCAGAAAUGACUGAAGACUUUUUCGCUCACCCGAAAGUGCAAAAGUUACUCAAAUCUCGAGACCAUUUCGACGUCGUCGUGAUUGAACAAUUUGUAAACGAUGCCACCAAGAUAUUCGCGUAUCACUUUGGUGCGCCUUUAAUAGUUGCUAGCAGUUUGGGGCCGAAUUACUGGGUAAACAGUUUGGUGGGAAAUCCUGAACCACCCGCCUACGUCCCGAGCUCAUUUUUGAACUUCAAUUAUGAAAUGAGCUUCUCUGAACGUCUCUACAACUUCUUGUUUGGGAUAUUUUACCAAAUAAAUACCCACUUAUUCAUAUAUCCCAAACAAAACAAACUAUUGAAGAAAUAUUAUCCCGACGGCCCAAAUCUCAGCGAUAUCAUGUAUAAUGUGUCGUUAGUCCUCCUGAAUUCGCACGAAAGUAUCAAUGGCGCUGUCCCGAUUGUUCCAAAUAUGAUUCACAUUGGAGGGUAUCACAUUGCUCCACCGAAAAGGCUACCAGAAGAUUUACAACAUUUUUUGGACAGUUCGAAACACGGUGUGAUAUAUUUCAGUUUGGGUUCUAACGUGAUUCCAUCCCAAAUGCCCGACGCAACGAGAGACGCAAUUUUGAAGGUAUUGGGAUCUAGGAAGGAAAACAUUUUGUGGAAAUGGGAUCAAGACUCGGUAGUUAACCAGCCUUCGAACUUCAAGCUGUCCAAGUGGUUUCCUCAGCAAGAUAUAUUAGCACAUCCGAAUAUUAAACUAUUCAUCACCCAUUGCGGUUUGCUGAGCACCACCGAGACGAUCUACCAUGGAGUACCCAUCCUCGGAUUCCCGGUCUUCGGAGAUCAAAAGAUGAAUGCCGUUCGAGCAGCUACUCUCGGAAUAGGAAAAUUUAUUCCUUUCUCCAAGAUAAAUGAACACAAUUUGGAGGAAGUAAUCAACGAAUUAUUGGAUAAUCCAAAGUACCUACAGAAUGCGAAAUAUAGGUCCCAGCUAAUGCACGACCGUCCAGUUAAACCCAUGGAUUUAGCCAUAUACUGGAUUGACUACGUUAUACGUCACAAGGGUGCACCUCAUCUGCAAGUUGCGGGAGUUAAGUUACCACUAUACAAAUAUUUGAUGCUAGAUGUUCUGGCAAUAAUAUUUGCUUUAGUAUUUACGAUUUUGUAUGCGGUUUAUAGGAUCGUGAAACAAUUUAGGACCCGAAAAGUAAAAGAAAAGAAACAUUAAAAAGCUAACGAUUUUACUCCAUUAUGCCAAUUGCCUUGCCUUUAUAAACAAAUGCAAAGGUGCAAAAAUUAACAAAAUUAUGAUCUUUUAAACGCUUGUCGUGUCCAAAUUUUGAAAUGGUGGUCAUUCAAUGACUGUUUUUAAAGUUAAAAUUAUAUACGAAAAUAACGUAAAAAAAUAAAUUUAGAUAUUCGACUGUAUAAAUUAAUUUUUGAUCCUUUUUCUUAAUGCAAUAAAUCAUUAGGUACUAAAGUAUUGUUGAUUUUGGUAUGCCUGUCUCAACAACAUGCGUUAUAGAGAGUUUUUCACCCAAGCCAUUCAUUAAAAGUUUAUAAAGAUGUAAUUUACAUACACCUUUCAAUUUUGGGUUUAAAGUAACUGCCAAAUUUACUAAUUUAUAAAAAUAUUUUCAAUUUCCUGUCAAUUUCGGUUCAACCGGAAGUUGCUGUCAAUUUGUUUAUUUCAAAUGAAACACCCCGUACAUUAUCACAUUUUGAGAUUUUGUGAAAAAUUCGAAACAUAGUUUACGUAUAAUGUGCUAUACCGUCUUCGAAAUAUUUGACCUUGAAAAAAAAUUGCACGUCUGCUUUAGUUAAUAUAUAAAAUUAUUAUAAUGUCUGAAAAUUUUAUUUUAAAAAAGUGGUUUAAGUUCUUUUUUUAAUUGUUGUUGUCUACUUUUUUACAAGUGCCCAAAAUUAGGGCGCAAACAUUCACAUUUUCAAAGUCGCUAACCUUGCUUUUUUUAAAUGGAGGCAUCCUGUAACUUUAACUGUUAUCAAAUCCAGGACUUAUUUCUAUAUCAAAGUGCAUUAGGGUUACCUAUACCUAUUUCGAACUAUAGACGAAGUAAUCAGGUUUUUUAAAGUUUUUGUUCGGCCUUUCACUUACUUGGUUAUAGAACACAAUUAGUGCGUUCUGUUGUCAGACUAAUAAUUAAUAUAGCAAUAAUAAUACAUCUUAAAAAAAGGCAAUGAACAUUCCCUCUAAAACCCUUAAGUUGUGAAGGGUCACAUUUCAUAAGUUUACCCUGCCACAUAUUGAAUAAAAAUUGAUUAAUGCCAAUAAACAAAAAUAAAAGUCUGGAAACACAACCUGCAUAUAUAUGUUUGACUUAUUAUUUGUGACAAUCUCCACCCUUUUUUUUGUUAUUUACUCUUUUUUUUUCAAUUAUUUCGUUGACAUGUUGUUUAUAUUUAUUAACUCAUUAUGAAUCUCUGUCUUAAAUACUCAUAUAUGAAAAUCAUAAAAAUAACGAUUUUUGGAUGAUUUCCAAUUUUUUACAAAGAAUAUCCAGUAUUCCUUCCUACCUAAAGUGUUGAAAUAUGGUGUUAAUUCAAAUUGUUUCUAAAAUAUUUCGGGUAUUGGUUUCGCUUGGUAUUGGGAAAUUUAGGAUUUAACAAAGUAUUAGUUUAUCUUGACGAUAUUAUAAUUUCAGGUAAAAGUUUCUUUUACUAACUUUGAAGAAAGUAGUAAAUUUGUCCAACAGGAAUGGUCUAACUUUUAAAUUAAGUGAAUGUAAUUUUUUAUUUCAAAAAAUUGAUUUUUUGGAGUAUCAAACUCUGUAAUUAAACCAACUGUCGUCAAUAUUUUCGGAUUAGAAAAUAUACAUAAUCUACGAACAUUAGUAAGAUUAAACAAUUAUUGUCGGAAAUUCAUUCAAAAUUAUUAUUUAUAUUAUUAAAACCAAAUCCAAAGAGAAAGAGGAACGGGAACAGCCUUAUUCCUUUGAACUGGGAACAUUAGCAGUAGAAAUUCCGUUAGUAUUUAUAUGGGUGAAAAAGUAUGCGAUAUGUCGAUGCUCCAAAGCUAGUUGCAAGAUAUCUACGACAAGUUGUCUACUUCCAAAAAUUUAUCCUCAAAAUAUAUUUGCGAAAAUUUUGUAAGUAUUAUGGAAAGUGGCGGGUGGUAAAAAUGUAUAAUAAAGUAUUAAUAUUUAAUCGAUACUUGUUGGU